Molecule: messenger RNA, 4069 nt
Organism: Scaptodrosophila lebanonensis
Lineage: Eukaryota; Metazoa; Arthropoda; Insecta; Diptera; Drosophilidae
Product: indole-3-acetaldehyde oxidase-like
Exons: 6
Coding region: 94-3912 (1272 amino acids)
Molecular function (GO): 2 iron, 2 sulfur cluster binding; oxidoreductase activity; iron ion binding
Source: RefSeq, a predicted model, not a curated record
GAAAGGCGCACGUUCAGAAAAUAUUGUUAAAUUCAUUCCACAAAGUAACCAGCGUUAGAACUAUUUAACAGUGCGUUAUAUAAGAUCUUGAUAAUGUCAUCGAGUAUAAGUAUUAACGGCACCAGCUACGAGGUGAAUUUCACAACGUUGCCAGCGGACAUCACACUGAACACUUUCAUUCGCGAGCAUGCAGGACUUACAGGCACCAAGUUCAUGUGCCAGGAGGGGGGCUGUGGUGUUUGUGUGUGCGCCGUAACCGGCAGACAUCCCGCUACUGGGGAGCAGCGCACCUGGGCGGUCAACUCAUGUUUGACUUUGUUGAAUACGUGUGUGGGCCUGGAGGUGACUACCUCGGAGGGUUUGGGCAAUAAACGCACCGGCUAUCAUCCGAUACAGGAGAGACUGGCCAAAAUGAAUGGCACCCAGUGUGGCUACUGCUCGCCUGGAAUUGUGAUGAAUAUGUAUGCGCUGCUCAAGGCAAAUGGUGGCAAGGUGACCAUGGAGGAGGUGGAGAACUCUUUCGGAGGCAACAUCUGUCGUUGCACCGGCUAUCGUCCCAUUCUGGAUGCCAUGAAAUCCUUCGCUGUGGACAGCAACAUCGCCGUACCGGCCGAGUGCGCCGACAUUGAGGACUUGGCGUCGAAACUGUGCCCCAAGACGGGCGCCAACUGCAGCGGCGCCUGCAAGGAAGCUCAGCAGAAUGGCGUGCAUUUGCUUACUCAAAGCUUUGCUGACGGAUAUUCGUGGUAUUGGCCUCACACUCUUGCACAGGUAUUUGAGGCUCUAGCCAGCAUUCCCCAGGACAUACCCUAUAUGUUGGUUGCUGGUAACACCGCCCACGGCGUGUACAGACGCAGCGAUAACAUUAAGGCCUUCAUUGAUGUGAAUUCUGUGAGUGAGCUGAAGAGUUACAGACUCAGCGAGCAGAUUCUGACGUUGGGCGCCAACCUCAGCCUUACCGAGACAAUGCAAAUUUGUCGGGAGCUGCAGAAAACAGCGGGCUUCGAGUAUUUGGCGCAGUUGUGGCAACACCUGGAUUGGAUUGCCAAUGUACCUGUGCGCAAUGCCGGCACCCUCGCGGGAAAUUUAUCUAUCAAGCAUUCGCGGCCCGAGUUCCCCUCCGAUAUUUAUAUUGCUUUCGAAGCCUUAGAUGUCAAGGUGAUAGUUCAGCAAUCAGCGAAAGAACAACAAAUUGUCAGCCUGUCCAACUACUUGCAAAUGCCAAUGCAAGGCAAACUAAUCGCGGGCUUUGUAUUGCGCGCAUAUGACAAAGGCCUAUACCUCUACGAUUCUUACAAGAUAAUGCCUCGCGCCCAAAACGCCCAUGCCUAUGUGAAUGCAGCUUUCCUGGUUGGUCUAGACGCCAAGAAGCAACGAGUUCAGACCGCACGCAUUUGCUUCGGUGGCAUAAACCCGAACUAUACACAUGCCAAGGAGCUGGAGCAGUUACUUAUUGGCAAAGAACUCCAUGACAAAGGGUUACAAGCUUCGAUUUACCAAUCAUUGAAGUCUUCGCUGGAAGCGGACUACGUGCCACCCGAUGCCAAUCCCGCUUAUCGCCAGCAACUGGCUUACUCGCUUUUCUACAAGUUUGUGCUGAAGAGCGCGCCUCAGUCGAAGUUGUCCAGUCGCUAUAUCACGGGUGCUUCACUCCUUAAAAGACCCGUAUCCACUGGCCAGCAAAGUUUCGAGACCUUUGAGAAGAACUAUCCAAUUUCAAAGCCCACCGUAAAGCACGAGGGACUCAUACAGUGCUCCGGAGAGGCUACCUAUGUGAAUGACUUACCCACUCAACACAAUCAGUUGUGGGCAGCAUUUGUUACAGCAAAGAAAGUCGGCGCUCAAGUCAGCAAAAUUGAUGCCACACCUGCUUUGGAAUUGCCCGGAGUUGUGGCCUAUUUCGAUGCCAAGGACAUUCCCGGUGUUAAUGUGCUGGGGCCUAAGUUGAAAGAUGCCCAUUUCUUUAAAGAAGAGGAACAACUAUUUGCCACUGGAACAAUAAAAUUCUAUCAUCAACCGAUUGGCGUGAUACUGGCCGAUUCAAAUGCCUUGGCCCAAAGAGCAGCCGACCUGGUUCAAGUGUCCUAUGAAGGUGGCGAGCAAGUGGAACUGCUCCCAAGCUUAAACGAUGUCCUGAAGAGCUCGAAGGAUGCUAGUGGCGCUCGUUUCGAGCAAAAAUGUAAAUCUAUGCUCGACAAAUUGGAGCUUGUGGAUCCCUACGAUGUAACGGGCAGCGGAGAACUGGAUAUGGGCUUGCAAUAUCAUUUCUACAUGGAGCCUCAGACCACCGUGGUGUUACCUUUCGAGGGUGGCUUGCAGGUCUACGUAGCCACCCAAUGGAUGGACCUGUCUCAAGAUCUCAUUGCCAAUGUUCUAAAUUUGCGCAGCAAUGAGGUGCAGGUUAAGACGCGUCGCAUCGGAGGCGGCUAUGGUGGCAAGGCUACACGUUGCAACAUGGCUGCUGCGGCAGCAGCUCUAGCAGCCUAUAAAUUGAAUCGUCCAGUCCGGUUCGUACAGUCUUUGGAGUCCAUUAUGAACACACUGGGAAAACGAUGGGCCUUCCACUGCGAUUAUGAUUUCUACGUGCAACGAACAGGAAAAAUUGUUGGUCUGCACAGUCUCUUUUAUGAAGAUGCUGGCUAUUUAUCGAACGAAUCGCCUAUUGGCCAUACAGUUCUGUUGUCAAAGAAUUGCUACGAGUUUAGUGACAACUUCAAGUUGGACGGUUAUCUCGUGCUUACGGAUUCGCCCAGCAAUACGCCUUGUCGUGCCCCUGGCUCCGUGGAAGGCAUUGCUAUGAUGGAGAACAUUAUAGAACAUAUUGCAUUUGAGACAGGCCUAGAUCCGGCUGAUGUCCGCUACGCCAAUUUGUUGCCCGCUCAUAAAAUGGGCGACAUGAUGCCACGUUUCCUUGAGAGCACCAAAUACCGCGAACGUCGUGCUGAGAUUAUUGCCUACAACAAGGAGCACCGUUGGCGCAAGCGUGGUCUCGGCUUGUGCAUCAUGGAAUAUCAAAUUGGCUAUUUCGGCCAGUAUCCAGCCACUGUGGCUAUUUACCAUAGCGAUGGAACUGUGGUUGUCUCGCACGGCGGCAUUGAAAUGGGGCAAGGCAUGAACACCAAGAUCGCCCAAGUUGUUGCCCAUACACUAGGCAUUCCGUUGGAGCAGGUGCGGAUUGAGGGCAGCGAUUCAAUAAACGGCGCCAACGCCAUGGUAACUGGAGGUGCUGUAGGCAGCGAGACUCUCUGCUUUGCCGUGCGCAGAUGUUGCGAGACUCUGAACGAACGGUUAGCGCCUAUACGCGAAGAGGUGAAGCCACAGGACUGGCAACAGCUCAUUACUGAGGCAUACAAUCGCAAGAUAAACUUAAUUGUUAGCGAUCAGUGUAAGCAGGGCGACAUGGAUCCCUAUUCCGUCUGUGGAUUGUGCCUUAACGAGGUGGAACUAGACGUUCUUACCGGUAACUAUUUGAUUACUCGAGUGGACCUGCUAGAAGAUACGGGCGAGAGUUUGAACCCCAAUGUUGACAUUGGCCAAAUCGAGGGAGCCUUCAUGAUGGGCCUGGGUUAUUGGACCAGCGAACAAAUAGUGGUGGACAAGAAAACAGGCGAAUGUUUGACAAAUCGCACAUGGAACUACAAGCCACCAGGUGCCAAGGAUAUACCCAUUGAUUUGCGUAUCGAACUGCUGCCAAAUAGCCCGAAUAAGGCGGGCUUCAUGAGAUCUAAGGCAACUGGAGAGCCAGCUAUUUGUCUUUCCAUAUCCGUUGCUUUCGCCUUGCAGCAGGCUCUGCAAUCGGCGCGUGAUGAUGCUAAGGUACCCAGGUCCUGGGUAACGUUAAAUGCUCCUAUGACACCCGAAUUAUUGGUUCUCCACGCUGGCACUGACAUGAGCAUGCUUCAAUUAGACUAGUGCGGAAGGGAUAUCAUGAAGGCCACUUUUACCAAUGGCUUCAUUUGGAGAAGACCGUUAAUUAGCUGAAGGCUUUAGUCGUUUAACUACUUGUUUUAUAAUAUGGUCCAAACUAAAUCAAUAUAGUACAUUUAUUCACAAAUACGAGUUCUCUAAA